AUGGGCAGAUGCACUUUAGAAGAUAUUAUGAAGGAGUUCCAGAUGAAUGGCUCAGACUCCCCCUAUACGCCUGACGAGGAUAGAAUCUGGGGGAAUCCGGCAACAAGUGUGUGCGGGGUCGGCGGAGGUGGUUCAGGCGCGUACUUGAGGCAGAAGUCGUGGCCGGCGCCCGACAGCAGCCCCGCGCCGCGCCUCCCGCGCCGUGACGUCAGCGGCCCGCUCGACUUCACCCCCACUGAAUUUACUUCUACCUCCACGCCUGUCGAAGAGUCGUCCACUCCUCCCCCCCCGCUGUCGGACGAGCAGCUGCGCGUGCUGAGCACUCUGCCCAACUCUGCGCUGUUCGCGCUGCUGCAGGAGUUGGAGCAGAGCCGGGACCCCCACAAGCGGGUCAAGAGGCUCUCUAGUGAAUGUCGUUUUUGCAAGAACAAUGGAGAACGCGAGUGCUACUACCGCUCGCACUCGCUGAAGGACGGCGCCGGGCGCGUGACGUGCCCCGUGCUCAGGGCCUUCGUCUGCGCGCGCUGCGGGGCCAGCGGGGACACCGCGCACACCAUCAAGUACUGCCCGCUCAGCACCUCCGACGGUGAGUACCUGCACCCCCACACCGCCGGUACUGCCCGCUCAGCACCUCCGACGGUGAGUACCUGCACCCCCACACCGCCGGUACUGCCCGCUCAGCACCUCCGACGCACCUCCGACGGUGAGUACCUGCACCCCCACACCGCCGGUACUGCCCGCUCGGCACCUCCGAUUAUCGUUAUAGCGCUUAAAAUAGAAUGUGGCAAAUUUCUAGUUCCUGUUAUUGCUCACAAUAUACAAUACUCAAGAGCUGUAGAACGAAUAAAAUCCGCAGCCAUGCUUCGUAGCGUGCGCCUCGCGUCGGGGCGGAGACGAGCGGCUGGGUCCGUCGCCCCCCCCGCCCCCUCUUCUACUGCACACUACCUCGUAUUCGGUGAGCCCACACCAAAUGACGUGAUCGAGAACAACUCUUACAAUUCAUAUGCCCUCAGCUCUCCCCUGGACCCGCUGUGGGCCGCCCUUGAACAGAAGUUGCUGUCGUAA
Messenger RNA from Arctia plantaginis, 1065 nucleotides. The record is from the annotation of a GenBank genome assembly. NCBI's taxonomy places the organism in Eukaryota, Metazoa, Arthropoda, Insecta, Lepidoptera, Erebidae.